Molecule: messenger RNA, 1876 nt
Organism: Vigna radiata var. radiata (mung bean)
Lineage: Eukaryota; Viridiplantae; Streptophyta; Magnoliopsida; Fabales; Fabaceae
Product: probable protein phosphatase 2C 80
Exons: 5
Coding region: 259-1620 (453 amino acids)
Source: RefSeq, a predicted model, not a curated record
GGAAUUUGAUAGCGUUAAACUUAAAACUGUGUCCCUACACAUUUUAGGUUUUUGUGGAGUUGGGCAAAUUGACACCCACAAUGGAAGACUAAAGCGCGAUUUCGUAACAUAGUCUGGGUGCGAUUCAGUUCUUACAAAGUAAGGUUUAGUGAGAGGCUAAAACAGGAAUGCUAUUUUUUAAUUCAAAUCACAGGCAAGGAUCCUCGUUCUUCUUCAAGGGGGAAACUGAAUCAAGGUUGUUUUGUACAAGAGAUUAAGAUGAUACCUGGCAUUUUCUCAAGGCCGAAUGCUACCAUUUAUUGUCGCGUUAGGGAAGCAUUGACUCGGCGACAAGGGGUACCGGCAUCCUUGUAUAGAAGUUCAGGCUUGUCUCUUUGUUCACUGUAUUCAACUUUCUUUUUGUCCGGUUCAACUCAUUGCUCCUCAAGCCGCACACUUAUCACAAAAUCAAUGACUACUGCCUUCCAUUGCAAUGCUCUGCUGGGAGGUGUUUAUGUUAACGGUUUAAUCUCAGGUUGUGAUAGUGUGCUAGACUUCACAAAGCCUGCUCUUGUGUACUUAAAAGACAAAACUUUUAAAGGCUGCCUAAGGGGUAGCGGAAAUCUAAGGAGACCACAAACUUCGUUUGGUUCUUUGAGUUUUGGUAGUUCUACUUUUGAUGGUAAUUGGAGGAUCCGGGAUUCCAGUUUGCUUCAUGGAUCAUGGCUCAAGAGUUUCUCUACCUCUUCUUCUGCCUGCCCAUCAGCUGGGGCUGCUCGUGCUGUCUCUUUUGAUGGCAGCCCUCCCGAUGAACAGCUUGCAAAUUCCUCUUUUUCACCUGACAAAGUAUUGGGGAUUAUUAAUUUCAGAACUACUGUUGGUGGCAAGACCUUGAAGAUGUUGUCAGGAUCAUGUUAUCUACCGCAUCCAGAUAAGGAAGAGACAGGAGGAGAGGAUGCUCAUUUUAUUUGCGCAGAUGAACAUGCAAUUGGUGUUGCUGAUGGUGUAGGUGGCUGGGCUGACGUUGGUGUUAAUUCAGGACUGUUUUCCCGGGAACUUAUAUCCAAUUCAGUGAGAGCAAUUCAAGAGGAGCCUCAAGGUUCUUUUAAUCCAACAAGGGUGUUAGAGAAGGCUCAUUCAAAUACAAAGGCUAAGGGUUCAUCAACAGCUUGUAUUGUUGCCCUUACUGAUAAGGGACUACAUGCUAUUAAUUUGGGCGACAGUGGAUUUAUUGUGGUUAGAGAUGGAUGCACUAUUUUCCAGUCCCCUGUUCAACAACAUGACUUCAAUUUCACAUAUCAGUUGGAGAGUGGCAAUGGAGGUGAUCUACCCAGCUCUGCGGAGGUUUUUACGAUACCCGUUGCUUCUGGAGAUGUAGUCAUUGCUGGAACAGAUGGCUUAUUUGACAAUCUGUACAAUAGUGAGAUCACUGCAGUUGUUGUACAUGCAAUUAGGGCUGGACUAGAGCCCCAAGUAACUGCUCAGAAGAUAGCAGCACUGGCUCGUCAGCGAGCGCUGGACCCGAGCAGGCCGACACCAUUUUCUACUGCUGCUCAGGAGGCUGGCUUCCGUUAUUAUGGUGGCAAACUUGAUGACAUAACUGUUGUUGUCUCAUACAUAUCUGGCUCACUCAGCGAGUGAGUUUUUGGCCAUGUUCACGUAGUCUCAUUUUUGUUCUACGUGGCCAUUCACUUUUCAAACUGAAUGAACUCCUAUAUUGUAUUCUCAAACCUGAGAUGCUCUGCUACCCUGGUAAAUCUUGUUACUACAAAAGGGUCAUUGCGGCUUUACUUCCUUUCUUUGUAUACAGUAAGAAUUUGGAAAAGACAACUUAAUUGCUUUCCUUUUUUUUCCUCCAUGAAAUAGUCAAUUAAAUAUUAUGGACUGAACAAGAAAA